Acanthochromis polyacanthus (spiny chromis) is the source of this 2716-nucleotide messenger RNA. Its product is annotated as cortexin-1-like. The transcript has 3 exons. Bases 625 to 1005 code for a protein of 126 amino acids. Lineage: Eukaryota; Metazoa; Chordata; Actinopteri; Pomacentridae. The record is from RefSeq and is a predicted model, not a curated record.
CCGCCGCUUCCAGCAGAGGCUCAGCAGCAGCAGAAGAGGAAGAAGAGGUGGAGGAGGAGCAGAAGGACAUACGAGAACAUCCCAAAGUUUCAGGCUGCAGCUGUUCGGACGCAGCGGACUGAACAUCUGGAGCAGGUGGCUCAGCUUUAACCUGAACAUCUGCUGAGGACUCCUGGAACAGCCCCACCAGCAGAUCCUGCAUUCAGAUGAAGUCACUUUUUACUCUGACUGACAACCCAACGUAGCUGACGGACAGACAUCUUCUCACGGCGUUUUUCUACCUCUCCUUGCUUCUCCACUUGUCAAGAGAGGCGGUUUUUUGAAGUGAUCAGCCCAACUGAAAAACGGUGGAAGAGUGCGUCUGACAGCUCUGACCCACUUAUCAGCUCCGACAGGAACAACUUUGCAUUUUAGCAGGCGGCAAACAGGGAAAAAAGAUUAAGGCCACACCUCUCUGGGUCAUGUCACUCCGACUGACCUAGAUUUGACGAAAUAAAUCGGCCACCUGAGGAAAACGUGUCGUCACCGUGAUGCCCGCCUCGUAGACUAACCGGCUCUCUGCAGUGAAGUGAAGCUCCGCGGCGCUGCUCAUCAUCGUAAGGCCACAUCUGCACCGUAACCCCGAUGAACGCCUUCCCUUCCUUCUCUGCACCUCCACCCAACACACCAACCAUCCAGUCAGUGUGUAAGCCCUGUCUGAGGGCCCCGUGGAGGAUGAACGAUGUGCCCACACUCGACUAUGAGUUGCUGCUGUCCCCGGCCAGCUCCUCCCUCCCCGGCGGCCCCGGUGGUGGCAGCAGCAGCCCGCCUCUGGCGCUGGUCGGGGUGGACGCCGAGCAGCGCACCGCCUUGGCCUUCGUAGGCCUCCUCAUGCUCUUCCUGGUCUUCCUGCUGGUCAGGUGCUUCAGGAUCCUGCUGGACCCCUACAGCCGCAUGCCCGCAUCAUCCUGGACUGACCACAAGGAGGGGCUGGAGAGGGGUCAGUUUGAUUACGCUCUGGUGUAGGCUGGAAAGCUGCUCCCUCACUUUUAGAAGCAGUUCAGACGCAGAGACGGCGGUGCGUGUUGGAGUGAAGCCUGGCUGAACUCACUGUGUGCUAGAGUAGAUACACUACCAUUCAAAAGUCUGGCCUCACUCAGAAAUGUCCUUGUUUUUGAAAGAAAAGCAGUUUUUUCAAUGAAGAUAACAUUAAAUGAAUCAGAAGUCUAGAUAUUGUUAAUACGGUAAACGACUACAGGAGGUCCUCGACUUACAUCAGGGUUCUGUUCCUACGAUGUGACCGAAGAUGAUUUUCACCGUAAGUCAGAACUCUGGUGAAAAUGUAAACCAACCCGUUACUGCAUCACGAUAUCCAUCAGUUUACAUAUUUAUACAACCACAGUAACACAAACAGUCAUUAGCUCACACUGAAACACAACUCAGUACGAAAAUACCGGCAAAAAUGUAAAGUGUAAGUCUGACUGAUGCUGGGAGCCAUGAUGUUAGCGGAUGUAGCAUCAUCCAAUGUGGCGGCAAACGCAGACAAAGCUGUCGUAUAGCACCGCACGACGACUGAACAUACAGUAUUCAUCCGCUCCACUCACCAACUAGUUCCACGGAACCAUUUCCGUACAUUCAGUUCUGAUAUAACGAUAAAACAACGUAAGUCGAGGACAUCGUAAACCGAGGACCUCCUGCAGUAAACAGCUGAUUUCUAAUGGAAUAUCUCCAUGGGGGUACAGAGGAACAUUUCCAGCAACCAUCACUCCUGUGUUCUAAUGCUACAUUGUGUUAGCUAAUGGUGCUGAAAGGCUCAUUGAUGGUUAGAAAACCCUUGUUCAGUUAUGUUAGCACAUGGAUAAAGGUGUUCAUGGAAAACAUGGAAUUGCCCAAACUUUCGAAUGGUAGCGUACGAGGCUGCAGGACUGUCAGUGCGGCUCAACUCCCUGCAAACACUCGCCAAAACCCAGACGCUGGACCACGAAGGACAGAAAUAAUGAGCUGCACAGCUGCCUUAACCUGACCUCCUGCAACCGUCACCACAGAAUCACUUCAGGGCUCCAAAACUCCCCAGCUUUUAAAACACAGAAUGAUUUAGGAGCAGCGUGGUUUUUAUCAGACAGAACAUGAAUGGAGGAGUUUACACCGAAGCAGACGCCCCUUUAACAAACCAUUAAAGUGCUGAUCCAGGAGCACAAACACUCGCUUUUUUCUGAUCCGUGAGCAGCACUAGACUUCCAACAUGCUUUCAGCAGGUAGUUUGUCUCCACGAAAUAUCGUCUGUGUACAUUUUGUGUGUUACUGUGUCUAUAACUGAGAAGCCAUAUUGAAACUAUAUAACCCCUGCAAGUAGAGUUUACGUUCCCCGGUCGUGUCCUUCGCCGUAGUCGGCCUGCAGAGCGUGGUGAUGAAGCAGACAGCGACCUUUAGGCGAGAGAAAGCUUUAUUUUUCUAUUCUCGACUCGAGUUUUGGAGUCUCCUUUUUGCUAUCUUUUUCUCUCUUCCUCCUCCUGUGUCGAUCUUUAGACUGUGGGUUUUUUGAAGUAGUCUUGCAGCCCAGGAGGCAAAGCAGGUAGCUUUGCUUUUUCUUCUGCUUUGUAAUUGCAUAUUUUUCUGAACUCUUUGUUUUUUUGAUACACUGGAUCAAAACAGUGAAAAUAAUGAGUCCUUCAGAUUUACUCUUCUCUGAUUUCCACUGAUUCCUGGACUGGAAAUUAAAUAAAAAAGGACUUCCUGC